This is a messenger RNA of Neltuma alba, 1545 nucleotides long. Its product is annotated as serine/threonine-protein kinase SRK2I-like. Gene Ontology annotation, biological process: protein phosphorylation. The record is from RefSeq and is a predicted model, not a curated record. Gene Ontology annotation, cellular component: nucleus. NCBI's taxonomy places the organism in Eukaryota, Viridiplantae, Streptophyta, Magnoliopsida, Fabales, Fabaceae. The transcript is spliced from 9 exons. Gene Ontology annotation, molecular function: protein serine/threonine kinase activity; ATP binding. Bases 65 to 1150 code for a protein of 361 amino acids.
ACCGACAUCGUGCUUCUAAUGUGACUUGGCUUUUCUUUUUGUUGCACGGUAACGGUUCUUCUCAAUGGAUCCGUCGCCGAUAACCUUGGGACCAACCAUGGACAUGCCAAUCAUGCACGAUAGCGACCGGUACGAUUUCGUCCAAGAGAUUGGGUCCGGGAAUUUCGGGGUGGCCAGGCUGAUGAGAGACAAGCAAACCAAAGAGCUUGUCGCCGUGAAGUAUAUCGAGCGCGGGGAUAAGAUAGAUGAAAAUGUAAAGAGGGAAAUUAUCAAUCACAGGUCUUUGAGACACCCUAAUAUUGUUAGGUUCAAGGAGAUCAUUUUAACGUCUACUCAUUUGGCCAUUGUUAUGGAAUAUGCAUCUGGAGGUGAACUCUUUGAGCGAAUCUGCAAGGCAGGGCGCUUUUCUGAGGAUGAGGCUCGUUUCUUCUUUCAACAACUCAUUUGUGGGGUCAGUUAUUGCCAUGCGAUGCAAGUAUGUCAUCGGGACCUGAAGCUGGAAAACACAUUAUUAGAUGGAAGUGUAGCACCUCGUUUGAAGAUAUGUGAUUUUGGUUACUCCAAGUCAUCAGUGCUUCAUUCACAACCGAGGUCAACUGUGGGAACUCCUGCAUAUAUUGCUCCAGAAGUAUUGCUGAGGCAAGAGUAUGAUGGCAAGAUUGCAGAUGUCUGGUCUUGUGGAGUGACCUUAUAUGUGAUGCUGGUAGGAUCAUAUCCUUUUGAAGAUCCUAAUGAACCAAAGGAUUUUCGAAGGACUAUACAGAGAAUUUUGAGUAUCCAGUACUUCAUUCCAGACUUUGUCCAAAUAUCACCUGAGUGCCGCGACCUUAUCUCUAGGAUAUUUGUUUUUGAUCCUGCAGAGAGAAUCACCAUUCCUGAAAUCUUGAACCACGAAUGGUUUUUGAGGAAUCUCCCCGCAGACCUAAUGGAUGAGAAGAUACUGGGAAACCAAUUUGAAGAGUCAGACCAACCAAUGCAGAGCAUUGACGUGAUCAUGCAGAUAAUUUCAGAAGCUACUAUACCACCAGCUGGGACCCGUUCUUUGGAUCAGUUUAUGGCAGACUUUGAGGGAGAUGAUGGCAUGGAUGAAUUAGAGUCGGACUCUGAGCUUGAUAUUGAGAGUAGUGGGGAGAUAGUGUAUGCCAUGUGAUUUUAAUUCACCCGCUAAAUAGGUGAGAGCAUCGAGAUGAUGAUGGCAUGGCAUGUUGUGCUCAUGGGCUCGGCAAUGUCUGGAAAGAACUAUGUGAUGAAAGCAUUUUCCCAUAGAGUAGAAUGGUUAAUACGCAUAGGAAUAUUGAAUGUUUGUGUGCACCUCGCUGUUGGCGAUGUGUAUAAUAUCUAUCAAUGUCACUUGGAACUUGGAAGAGUAACUUGUUUCCUAGGGGUGAUAAGAGUUGGUGGUCAGGGGAAGAAAUGUUAUCAACCUUGUAUCUCCCGUUUCUCUUCGAUACUUGCCUCAUAUGCUACUAUUUAUGUAUCUAUACUCCCAUGUAAACAGUCUCUAUAAAACAUUUCUAAGCACUGUCGAUGCUUAUAUGCCCUGCA